Guillardia theta CCMP2712 is the source of this 766-nucleotide messenger RNA. RefSeq lists its product as hypothetical. The record is from RefSeq and is a predicted model, not a curated record. Lineage: Eukaryota; Cryptophyceae; Pyrenomonadales; Geminigeraceae. The annotation marks the transcript as partial. The transcript is spliced from 9 exons.
GUCGAUCUUCUUCUACUCGCUUCACACGCUGGGGAGGAGGAUCGAACCUCACUGGCGCAUCCUCAUCGCUGCCGUCUGCUGCUUCCUCCUCUCUGUCAACUCCCAGAGAGACCCGAACAAGUUCAGCUUCGCCAGGAUCAUCUUCAGUCCUCUGAGGCCCGUGCUCUCCUCCUCCGCCACCUCCUUCGAUCAGUGGCUCUUCCGUUCGCAGCUCGACUGCUUCUCCCCCCUCCUCGGAGCCGUCGUGGCCCUCCAGCAGCACAGGAUCCGAGAGGCGCUGCAGUGGCUGGACGCACAGAAGAAGUCUUUGUACGUCAUUGGAGUCUCGUUGGCAACUCUCUGCAUCUUCCUUGUUUGGUUGUUCAGCCUCAUCAGCAUCGGUGAUGACGCAAAGACGCAGGCUGAUGUUUGUUUGCUGAUUGCCAAUCCUGCAAGAAAUGCAGCGGAUGCAGUCGUCAUGAUGAUGUUAAGAAAUGCAUCGCUGCUAGAAUUUCUCAGGUCGCUCGAGCUCUACCUCCUGCAGUAUCACAUCUGGUUGGCCAAGGACGCCAAGAACAUUCUUGUGGUCAUUCCCGAUGCUCCUCUGCUCAACGCCCUCGUGGUCUUUCCAGCUUUCCUCGCAGCCUCGGACAUCGCUCAUCGGAGCACGAGCGGCAUCGCAAGCUUUCUCCUCGCUCACGAGUUCUCCCUUCCCGGGUCAGAGACGAUGUGGGCAUGCGCUGUUGCUGCCGCCUACGUCAUGCUGGCCGUUGUCAUGCCGCGCUGA